GGUGCCCUGGCGCCAAGGCUCUGGGUUGGUUUGGGACGCUCCUGCACUCCGGUUGCACUGCUAGAAGGCCUGGACUUGAGGAAUGGAGCAGGGCAACGACCCGGGUCCUCUUUGCUUUUCGCUUUGAUCUUGGUGGCUCACUGCGUUCCGUCCCUUGGGAGGCAAAGCCUUUGUUGAUGUGGCCCCCAGCAUUUAGUGGUUCAUCUCUUCAGGGAAGAUGGGUCCGUGCAGCCUGAGGGAGAGUAUUUGUGGAGGUGAAGCAGCCCGAGGUGAUACCACAAGUUUUUGACAUGUUGAAAUCUCGCAUCUCUAGUUUGGAGUGUGUGCUCCCAGGCUGGGGCCAUAGGGUCAUGAAUCAGGGUCAAGGGGGAGCGCAGAAAAAGCACGCCUCCUGCCAGUUACCCGGGAGCAGAAGCAGCCCAGCUUUUGGAUUUACUGGCGCGAUGCCAGGCCCAAAAGCUCCAGUCCUGCUCUGAAUGGGAGACUGUGAUGCAGCCAUGCUCCUGACAGCCUGGCCCCAGAAAAAUAAACCUACAAACCAAAUUCUUCGUACACUUUCAGGGACUUCAUGGACCCCCUGAAGCUCAUCCAUGGACCUCCAUGGACUACAGGGCCUGAGCCAUAAAAUUGGCCCUAGGGUAGCAGGAACCUGUUGUUUCAGAAGUUGGUGACCUUUGAAGAUGUGGCUGUGUACUUCACCCAGACAGAAUGGGAUGGUCUGUCUCCUGCACAGAGGGCCCUGUACAGGGAUGUGAUGCUGGAGAAUUAUGGCACUGUGGCCUCCUUGGGAUUACCACUUCUGAAACCUGCUGUGAUCUCACAACUGGAGGGAGUAGGUGAGCUGGGGGGCCCAUCACCAUUGGCCGCUGGAACAGAAAUAGGCCCCCAGGGCUUCUUGAUUGUAGAUAUUGAUAUCCAGACUGACAAUAAUUUGUUGGAGAAAAUGUGUGAAGAAAAAGAUUAUACAUCAUUUGAACUUCAAAGGGAUUUUUCCGAGGAAACCGAUUACUCAGAAGCCUAUAUUCUAGAGAAACAACAGGAAAUUCAUUCAGCAGGGAAUGUGAAGAAGGAUGAGAGCAGCAUCAUUGAUGGACCAGUGAAAAAUGACACAAGCCCCAUGGAGGAGUUUUUCUUUAGUCAAAGUCCGAACUUGUAUCAGUGUCAUACCAUCUCCACUGGAGAGCAGCCCCCUGAGUGUACAGAACUGGAGAAAGCCUUCAGCUUUGACACAAAACUUGUUAAGCAUGAAAUAACUAAUUCUGGGGAAAGACUUUUCAAAUGUGAAGAAUUAAUGGAAACCUUUAGGUGUGACUCUCAACUUAAUCAGCAUCAAGAAACACACACUGAGGAGAAGCCUUAUAAGUGUACGGAGCAUGGCAAAACCUUCAGCAUUAAUGAAAAAUUAACUUGGCAUCAAAGACUUCGUAGUGGGGAGAAACCCUUCAAAUGCGUGCAGUGUGGGAAAAGCUUCAGCUAUAGUUCCCAUUAUAUCACACAUCAGACAAUCCACAGUGGGGAGAAGCCCUAUCAGUGUAAGGUGUGUGGGAAGGCCUUCAGUGUUCAUGGGAGUCUAAGCAGACACCAGAGAAUCCAUACAGGAGAGAAGCCCUAUCAAUGCAAGGAAUGUGGAAAUGGCUUCAGCUGUAGUUCUGCAUAUAUUACACAUCAGAGAGUCCACACUGGGGAGAAACCUUACCAGUGUAAUGACUGUGGGAAAGCUUUCAGUGUUAAUGCAAAAUUAAUUCAACAUCAGAGAAUCCAUACUGGAGAGAAACCUUACGAAUGUAAUGAGUGCGGAAAAGGCUUCAGGUGCAGCUCCCAGCUUAGGCAGCAUCAGAGCAUCCAUACUGGAGAGAAGCCCUAUCAGUGUAAAGAGUGUGGAAAGGCCUUCAAUGUUAAUGCAAAACUAAUGCAGCAUGCGAGAAUCCACACAGGUGAGAAACCCUAUGAGUGCACUGAAUGUGGAAAAGCUUUUAGUGUCAAAGGGAAGUUAAUUCAGCACCAGAGAAUCCACACAGGUGAGAAACCCUAUGAAUGUAGUGAAUGUGGGAAAGCCUUCAGGUGUAACUCUCACCUUCGGCAGCAUCUGAGAAUCCACACUGGGGAGAAGCCGUAUGAGUGUAAUGAGUGUGGAAAGGCCUUCAAUGUUAAUGCAAAACUAAUUCAGCAUCUGAGAAUACACACUGGGGAGAAACCCUUUGAAUGUAAUGAAUGUGGGAAAUGUUUUACUUCUAAGAGAAACCUAUUUGAUCAUCAUCGAAUCCAUACUGGAGAGAAGCCCUAUCAAUGUAAGGAAUGUGGGAAAGCCUUUAGUAUCAAUGCCAAACUAACUACCCAUCAGAGAGUACACACUGGGGAGAAACCUUUCAAAUGUACAGAAUGUGAGAAAGCAUUCAGUUGCAGUUCUGACUAUAUUGUGCAUCAGAGAAUCCAUACUGGAGAGAAACCCUUUCAGUGUAAGGAGUGUGGAAAAGCCUUCCAUGUUAAUGCCCAUUUAAAUCGACAUCAGAGAAGCCACACUGGAGAGAAACCCUUCAGAUGUAUGGAUUGUGGGAAAGGCUUCAGCUUUAGUUCUGACUGUAUUAUACAUCAGACAGUCCACACCUGGAAGAAACCCUAUGUGUGUAAUGUGUGUGGAAAAGCCUUCAGGUUUAGUUUCCAACUUAGUCAGCAUCAGAGUGUCCAUAGUGAAGGAAAGUCCUAAUAAUAAAGGUGUAGAAAACGCUGAAGGUUAAUGCCAAAAUGGAUUGAGUAUCAUCAGAUUUACCCUGAUGGGAAACUCUGAGAGGGAAGUGAAUAUGGCAGAGUCUUCACAUGGAAACAAGUGUUUUUUUUAAUUUAAUUUUUAAUCAGAAAAGGAUGAACAGUUAAAAAGAAAUAUCCAAAGUUAGUUUUAUACCAGUGAGGACUGGAAAAUACAAUGAAAGAAAAUAUCCCAUUUAUCACAGAAAAUACUUUCUAGGAAUAAACUGAUUGUGGCAGACCUAUAUGGAGGAAAUUAAAAAUCUCCACUGAGGAUCACCAAAGGAAACUUGAAUAAAUGAAAAGACAAAACUUGAUCUUGGAAAGGAAAACACAUACUGUGUUCUACCUAAAUUAAUUUAUUUCUGUUUAGUUUUCUAAACAAUUGUAAAGAGGAAAAAUAAACAUUUCUUUAAAAAGGGAAAAAA
Molecule: messenger RNA, 3170 nt
Organism: Nycticebus coucang (slow loris)
Lineage: Eukaryota; Metazoa; Chordata; Mammalia; Primates; Lorisidae
Gene: ZNF23
Product: zinc finger protein 23
Exons: 6
Coding region: 755-2704 (649 amino acids)
Biological process (GO): regulation of transcription by RNA polymerase II
Molecular function (GO): DNA-binding transcription factor activity, RNA polymerase II-specific; RNA polymerase II cis-regulatory region sequence-specific DNA binding
Source: RefSeq, a predicted model, not a curated record